Molecule: messenger RNA, 345 nt
Organism: Mesitornis unicolor (brown roatelo)
Lineage: Eukaryota; Metazoa; Chordata; Aves; Mesitornithiformes; Mesitornithidae
Gene: NRG4
Product: neuregulin 4
Exons: 4
Coding region: 1-345 (114 amino acids)
Biological process (GO): intracellular signal transduction; nervous system development; animal organ development
Molecular function (GO): chemorepellent activity
Source: RefSeq, a predicted model, not a curated record
AUGCGAACAGAUCAUGAAGAACUCUGUGGCACCAGUUAUGGAUCUUUUUGUCUAAAUGGAGGGAUUUGUUAUAUGAUUCCUACUGUAUCAAGUCCAUUCUGCAGGUGUAUUGAGAAUUACACAGGAGCCCGUUGUGAGGAAGUUUUGCUGCCCAGCAUCAGAUCUCAAACAAAAGGUGACCUGUUUGCAGCUUUCUUGGCUUCACUUCUUCUUCUAGGAGUUCUUGUAAUUGGAGCAUUCUACUUCCUUUGCAGGAAAGCUUCCCUUCCAAGGACGAGUUCUUCAGAGUGUGGUGGUGCCAGCCUGGUUGAAACUACAAGCAGCAAUGGCUGUAACAGUGAGUAG